Messenger RNA from Closterium sp. Naga37s-1, 207 nucleotides. NCBI's taxonomy places the organism in Eukaryota, Viridiplantae, Streptophyta, Zygnematophyceae, Desmidiales, Closteriaceae. The record is from the annotation of a GenBank genome assembly.
AUGGGUGGGGAAGCAGAGGCGGAAGAGGAGGAGGGGGGUGAGGAGGAGGAGGAGGAGGAGGAGGAGGAGGAGGAGGAGGAGGAGGAGGAGGAGGAGGAGGAGGAGGAGGAGGAGGUAGAAGAAGUGGAGGAAGGGGACGAAGAAGUGGAGGAGGAGGAAUCUGAAUGGGAUGAAGAAGGGAGUGAGGGAGAGGAGGAAUCGGAGUGA